GCGGAACGCGGCGCCGGCGGCGGAUGGAGGGCGCAAGCGGGCGGCCGCGGCGGCUGCACCCGGCGGGGCGCUGAUGCGGCGCCUGGACCUUCGCUGCGCGACUUCGGGGGCGUCGGCCGAGAGGGCACUCCGCGAUGCAGCUCUUGAAGGCGCUCUGGGCACUCGCAGGGGCCGCGCUCUGCUGCUUCCUCGUCCUGGUGAUCCACGCGCAGUUCCUGAAAGAAGGUCAGCUGGCCGCCGGCACCUGUGAGAUUGUGACCCUGGACCGGGACAGCAGCCAGCCCCGGAGGACGAUCGCCCGGCAGACAGCCCGCUGUGCCUGCAGGAAAGGGCAGAUCGCCGGCACCACGAGAGCCCGGCCCGCCUGCGUGGAUGCGCGGAUCAUCCGGACCAGGCAGUGGUGCGACAUGCGGCCCUGCCUGGAGGGCGAGGGCUGCGACCUGCUCAUCAACCGGUCGGGCUGGACCUGCACGCAGCCCGGCGGGCGCAUAAAGACCACCACGGUCUCCUGACAAACACAGCCCCAGAGGGGCCCGCGAGGGGCCUCGGCCGCCCGGAGAGCCCGCCCCUGGGCCGCGGCCCUGCUGCUGCAGAGGCCCCCCGCGCUCCGCCGUCGACCGGCCCUCCGUUUCCCCGCAGCCCGGCACGGACAGCCCGCGUCCCGGGCCGCCUGAGCUGAGUCUGCCCGGCGGCACAGGGAGCCGGCCCGGGACGCGGGCGGCAGGGGCGCCGGGCCCCUGGGAGCCCAGCCUCGCCUGCCCGCCCUGGCCAGACCCUGGCUGCGCCCCGCAGAGGACGACGCGGACGAGCAGGAGGCGGCGGCCGGAGAGGCGAGGACGGCGCCGGGCCCGGGACUGCCUUGCGGGCGCAGAAGCGGCCUCUCCUUGGGCUCCAGACUGUCCGAAUCGCUUUUAUUUUCUUACCCUUUCAGUACAUACUCGAUAGGCCAAAGAGCAAAUCUAUUUUAACGUGGACUCGCCCCCACGUCCGAAGCCCCUGGGUCCGACCGGGGGCCCAGGGGCAGAGACACGCUGGUGGCCCGGCGCGGCGGAGAGGGCGGCCCCGCGGAGGCCCCGCCCCACGGACACUGCGGCGCCCCCUGAGGGGGCCCGAGCCGCCGGGGGACACCGCCGCCCUGCGGGACGCCGGGCCAUGGCCCCUCGCGGGGCCUGCGCGCCUCCCCAGGACACGGACGGCCGGGCGCGCCUGCGCCUCUGUACGUAGACGGACCUGCCCGUACUAAACCCGCUCUGUUUUAACCAGUUAGACACGCCUCUCCACGCUCCAUUUCCGAUAGUGGGAUAAUCCAGUAUUCGCCACGAGCAUGUUGGGUCGGCCUCCCGCGACCGCUGUCUCAUCCGAUACGCCAUUUAGCUCCAGAAAGCAAAUUAAAGGAAACUAAAGUAACACUUGUUUGAAAGAGAUCAUUAAAUGUAUUUUGCAAAGCCUAAA
Messenger RNA from Pteronotus mesoamericanus, 1452 nucleotides. RefSeq names its product TAFA chemokine like family member 5 (gene TAFA5). Lineage: Eukaryota; Metazoa; Chordata; Mammalia; Chiroptera; Mormoopidae. Gene Ontology annotation, biological process: G protein-coupled receptor signaling pathway. The transcript has 4 exons. The coding region runs from base 135 to 512 and encodes 125 amino acids. The record is from RefSeq and is a predicted model, not a curated record. Gene Ontology annotation, molecular function: receptor ligand activity; G protein-coupled receptor binding.